UUGACGUAUUUUGAGAACUCUUUCAUCAUCGGUUCAACCACAUUCGAUCGAGAUCGAUCGAUAGGAUCGCGAUUGCCUCUCUUUCGUUGUCAUAAAAGGACAUUCACCACAAGUUGCACUAAUUCCUAAUUCCUUAUCAAGUCCUUUCCAAGAGGCUGUUACGACAUGGAGGCCCUAACAACGUCCCGUGGGUCUUGUGGUAGUUUCAACCAUGCCGUUUCUCGUUCUAGCGAGUUGCUUUCUUGUGCGAAGACGGCGUGGAAGCUUCGGGAGCGAGAGCAGCUUCGUCUCGACCAACAAAAGGGAAAUUUAGGCACCGGUGGACCACCCCCGCCGCCACCGCGCAACAAUCCCAAUCUUCGAUUGGCUUCAUCAGAGGGACCUCCUCCCACUUCUCUCGCCGUUUUAGACGACGGCUUUACGCUGUUAAGGGCAAUGGACUAUGGGACGAAGAAAUUGCAAGCAUUAGUGCGUAGACGAGGACAUACAAACGACCCAACACACGAGAUUGCCUCCCUCGUGAAGCAGUUGGAACAAGACUUGAAGGAGUUGACGAGUUAUUGCAAACAACUUCUGAUGAUUCGACGUCGCAAACAAGAACAACGACACUGGGAGUUGGUUGUAGAGUGGUUCCAACAAGUUGCAAGUCGUAACUCGGGGCAGUUGCAUGAAUGCCUGAAACUCAGGGGGGAAAUUUUGGCUGAACAAGCUCAAAAACAUCGAAAACUUGUAGAAAGCAGUGGCGGCAACAAAAGCAAAACGAGCGUCCCCUCCAACGGCGUCAAUCAUGGUGCAGCUUCUGUAGCACCAUCCAUGUCGGCCACUGCUACUCCUUUGUUCGAUAGUACACUUUUUACCUCACCAAAGGGAUCUCAAAAUACCUUAGGAAAAGACGAAGACGGAAAGUCCGAUAGUUUGCGACAGAGGAAUAAACGGCAACCAAAUUCCAGAAAAACGCCUUCGGCUGCGCUAAAUGGUUCUUCUUCGAAUUACUAUCGAGGAAAUACCCCAGUUGGGCCUACUAGCGGCGGCUAUGGUGCUGUAUAUGGCGGUGUUUCAGCCGGAGGAUAUGCUGGCUAUGGUGGUGGUGGCUAUGGCAGCAGUGGCAUGCGACAACGGAGAGGAGGGACCUCUUACUCAUCCUUGACCAUACCGGCGGAAGAGCAGGAAGAGGAACAAAAGGUGCACUCGCAAAUUCAAAUGAGGGAACGGAAACGACAGACUCAGCAAAGGCUGGACGAAGCGCGGCAGGCCGAAUCGACAUUAAGUGAAGUUUCCAAGCUUUAUAGCAAAAUGUCAACAUUGAUCACCCAGCAAGGGGAAACCCUAGAAAAGAUCGAAGAUGACGUGGAAUGUGCUUUGGUAGAUGUCACAGCAGGCCAAGAGGAGUUAACGAAACUUUAUGCUAUCAAAAAGGGAAAUCGGCCGCUCAUUAUAAAGACCUUUUUGAUUCUGAACUUCCUCAUAGUUUUUAUGAGAGCCUACAGGGAUAGGUAGCAUACAGCCAGUACAAGUACGAUGAAAUAGAAAACUUCAGUUUAC
This is a messenger RNA of Pseudo-nitzschia multistriata, 1542 nucleotides long. Lineage: Eukaryota; Bacillariophyta; Bacillariophyceae; Bacillariales; Bacillariaceae. The record is from the annotation of a GenBank genome assembly.